Messenger RNA from Seriola dumerili (greater amberjack), 1020 nucleotides. It is a transcript of the gene klf7a, whose product is annotated as Krueppel-like factor 7. Gene Ontology annotation, molecular function: RNA polymerase II cis-regulatory region sequence-specific DNA binding; DNA-binding transcription factor activity, RNA polymerase II-specific. The record is from RefSeq and is a predicted model, not a curated record. Bases 92 to 997 code for a protein of 301 amino acids. The transcript is spliced from 4 exons. Gene Ontology annotation, biological process: regulation of transcription by RNA polymerase II. NCBI's taxonomy places the organism in Eukaryota, Metazoa, Chordata, Actinopteri, Carangiformes, Carangidae.
AUGAAAGAAGUGGAUGUAGAGGUCUGACACAGCCAAGAAAGGAGGCAUAUUUCUUGUGGAUCAUCCUUGUUUUCCAUCACCGAGCGUCAGCAUGGAUGUCUUGGCGAACCACAGUAUCUUUCAGGAACUUCAGCUCGUUCACGACACCGGCUACUUCUCUGCCAUGCCGUCGCUGGAGGAAAACUGGCAGCAGACCUGCCUAGAACUGGAGCGCUAUCUGCAGACGGAGCCCAAGCGUCUGUCUGAACUCUUCGACCAAGACCUGGAUGGUCUCCUAACCCCGGCCUACCUGAAGGAGGAUGGCGAGGAAGAGCUGACGGAUGCUCUUCUGCCCAGCCUGCCCAGCCUCCCCGAGCCUCCCAGCCCACCUCCAGUGAUCCUCUGCCCAACACGGAAGAACAUCCCCUCCACUGGUGCAAUGAAAAGGGACCUCAAACCCAAAAGCCAGGGGCUGGAAAACGUAGAAGGCAUGGAGGGAGUCCACCAGGCCCAGCUGAGCGCCGUCACCUCCCUGACACCCCCGUCGUCACCGGAACUGGGCCGCCACCUCGUCAAGCCCAACCAGACGCUGACGGCCUCGGCCGAUGGGACGCUCACCCUGAAGCUGGUGGCCAGGAAGGUGGGGCUCAGCGCGGCCCGGUUGGUGGCGGCGCAUGCCCUCCCUGUGCGGGUGAAGGAUGAAGAGGAAGGGGCUGCGUGUAUGAUCGGGGUUGGGGAGCUACCAGAGAACAAGAAAAGGAUUCACCGCUGUCAGUUCAACGGCUGCAGGAAGGUGUACACCAAGAGCUCCCACCUAAAGGCCCAUCAGAGGACACACACAGGUGAGAAACCAUACAAGUGCUCGUGGGAGGGCUGCGAGUGGCGAUUCGCCCGGAGCGACGAGCUGACGAGGCACUACCGCAAACACACCGGCGCCAAGCCUUUUAAGUGCAACCACUGUGACAGGUGUUUCUCGCGGUCGGAUCACUUGGCGCUACACAUGAAGAGGCACAUCUGAGGGACUGGAGAGAGGUCAGCGGG